CGAAUAAUCAGCUGGAUCUCAAAACAUUUUAUUCUUAUUUUUAAUAAAUAAAAGUUUUUGCGUAUCUUGUAUUUUAUGUAUAAGACUUUAAGUUUUAUUGUACCCAAAAGGAUCUUUAACAGAAUGUCUUCCGUUGAUGUUGCAGCACUAAGAAUAAAAUAUCUAGAAAAGAAGGAAGUCUUUCGUGAGGAUUCAAUUGAAAAGAAAGAUCCAAUUUUUCUGUUUAAGAAAUGGCUUGAUGAAGCAAUUACGAAUGAAGAAUUAUUGGAACCAAAUGGAAUGUGUUUGGCGACUGUAAGCAAAGCUGGUCUGCCAUCAGCACGUUUCGUUUUAUUGAAAUCGGUUGAAGAACGUGGAUUUACAUUCUUUACAAAUUAUGGAAGUCGUAAAGCGCAAGAUAUGAGUGAGAAUCCAAACGUAGCAGCCACAUUUUAUUGGUUACCAUUACGUCGACAGGUUCGAAUUGAAGGCACAGUCGAUAAAAUAUCACGUGAAGAAUCUGAGAAAUAUUUCCAUUCGAGGCCUCGAUCCAGUCAAAUUGGUGCUGUUGCAAGUCCACAAAGUGAAGUCAUUCCAAGUCGUGAAUAUCUUGAUGACAUCGAGAGUGAAAUAAAAGGAAAAUUAGGCGACAAUGAGGAAGUUCCGAUGCCAAAUUGGGGUGGCUAUUUAAUUACACCAAAAGUCAUUGAAUUUUGGCAAGGACAAACAAAUCGCUUGCACGAUCGAAUUCAAUUCCGUAAAAGUAAUGAAGAUGUUGAUGGAAAAUUAGUUCAUCGUGCUGAAAAUGGAUGGGUUAUGGAACGUCUAGCGCCAUAAAUUGAACCAAAUUGAAAGCACAGUACCAUUAAGUAUUGUGUAAAAAUACCUUGCUUCUAUAAUAUCCUCUUCUGCACAUUGAUUGAUGACCUGAAUAAGAGAGCAAGAAAUAAAUGUCUUCCGAUUUCAAUUAUAUUACGGUGAAAUAUCAAUAGAUGGAAAAUGAAUCAACCUGUGUAUGUGUUGUAUUUAU
Molecule: messenger RNA, 1009 nt
Organism: Chironomus riparius
Lineage: Eukaryota; Metazoa; Arthropoda; Insecta; Diptera; Chironomidae
Source: the annotation of a GenBank genome assembly